AUGCAGGACAGAUCCGAAAAUGUACAAGGCGGAGGCGGCAGCGGUAACGCGAACACCUCCCCGCCCACCGUUAACACGGCACCGCCUGACGUAGCCACCGUCGCCCGCCUUCCAGCCUUUUGGUGGCACGCGCCCGAGCACUGGUUCACCCAUGCAGAAGCAACCUUCGCGUUUCAACGCAUUUCAGCAAACAACACACGCGUCAACCACGUGUUGACCGUGCUCGAUGAAGAGGGCAUUCGCACCGUCGCUGACCUGCUCGGGUCCUCAGCCACGUUUGUAGUUUUGUACUUACCAUUUUGGUUUGAACUAUCCGGUAAAAUUCCUUCAGUGGGUGUUGUUGGUGUUGAGUUGGACAUAUUAUUUUCGAACUUCAAACAAAUAACUGAAAUAACAAUAACCAAUAUUUUGAAGGACUUUGAUGUGGCUUAUCCUGGAUUUAGUGAUCGAUUGUAUCAAACUUUACCUCUGUGCAAAAAUAAAAUUUUCAAAUUGGCAACAGAGAAAAUUAAUAAAUCCAAGGACCUUUCAACCAAUCAACUUUUGAAGGAGUAUGUGCAGUUGAGCUCUGAAGAUAACGAAGAAAUUUCAAAUCUUGCUGUGUUACUGUGUCUACCAUUUCUGAUUGGCAUAUCCAUUUCUAAAGGGAAAAAAGCAAAACUGCAAUGGAGACCAUCAAAAGUAGAGAUGAGGGAUGGUUUCAUAACACACGUGUUGAAUAGUGCCGAAGUAAAAGAAACAAUAUCAAGAAGAAGAGAUAAAUUGGUAAGAUUAGGCCAAACUUUACAGCCAUUUGUAUUAAUAGUGGGUUCUUCUUUAAAAGAGAUUUCUAAUUACUUUGUGAUAGUUGAUAAUACAUUUUAUCGUUUAAGUUCAAUACUUUCAGCAGUCGAUUGCUGUUUCAAAAUUAUAAUCACACUUAACGCUAAAUAUCCAUCAGAGAGUGAAGCUAUUUGGUAUUUUAUUCAAAAAGGGUUAUACAAAUUAAAUACACCGUUAGAUAAAAACUUUACGGCAGUCAAUGCUUUUUUAUCAGACGUUGAAAUAACUAUUUAAAACUGUAUAUUUUUAUUUUUUAAAUUUAA
Messenger RNA from Metopolophium dirhodum (rose-grain aphid), 1085 nucleotides. RefSeq lists its product as uncharacterized. Lineage: Eukaryota; Metazoa; Arthropoda; Insecta; Hemiptera; Aphididae. The transcript is spliced from 4 exons. The record is from RefSeq and is a predicted model, not a curated record. The coding region runs from base 1 to 1056 and encodes 351 amino acids.